CCAAGUUACUCAACCCCAUUUGUAUUUUGUGAAAAGAAUAAUAAAAACUCUGCAAAACCUCAAUUCCUUAAUCCUGAAAAUCCCUGGUAAUGGCGAAACCUUUCUAAAGACGAACCGGCCUAUAAUUUCCAAUGACAAUCCCCACAAUUGCAUCCAAUUUCUCACUCAAGCCUUCUCUCUUUCCUCUCAAAGCUACUUCAAUUUCUCGUCUCUCAAUCCCGUCCCGUCACCAAUCCCUUCGCUCAUUUCCCUCAAGAAUUCCGGCCUUCACACCCAAGCCGGCCCUCAAUUUUCUUCUUCUCUCCGACAAAAGAUUGGGGUUUUCUCGCAAUGCAAAAUCCGAGUUUUACGUUAGUGCAAGGAAUGGAGGAGAAGAUGGCGGUGUUGACGAAGCUGAGAGAUUGGCAAGAGGAGAGAGUACAAUGCCCGAGAGGUUCAGAUACUUGACCAAAGAAGCUCCUGAUCCUCCCGUUAGGUGGCCUUUCUUUGUUGCACUAGCAUUCCUUCUGUAUGCAUGGAGGGCAGUUUUGUUUGAGCUAUCUAAAUGGAGACAGGCUGCAUUUGGUAUAGUUCGAUUUGUGACAUACCUCCUGAAACUUGCAGUCGCCUUUAUCUUCCAUUUCAUUGGAGAUCCAACCACUUCCUUAAUCAGAUGUAUAGAGACUGUGAUCUACAGUAUUAGAGCUUUCUACUCUGGGAUUGUAGCUUAUGCUCCUGUUAAUGAGCUGACUGUGAUCAUUGUGCUUGCAUCAGCAGUUCUUUCCAUUGCUGAGGCUACUGUUCCAAACUCCAUAAGCUGUCAACCAUAUAUGCUUACAAUAUCUGGUCUAAUUGGUUAUGCAGCUGUGAUUGGCUACAUUUCCGAGCCACUCUACUGGACUCUUCUAUUGGGGAUAUAUGGUUUCUCACGCUUGAUUAAAAAGCGUGAUGAUGUUACAUCAGCACUGCCAGUUGCAGCUGUAAUGGCUGCCAUUGGGGAGCCUUGGGUUAGGAUCCUGGUGAUAACUUCUUAUCUAGCUCUAGCUAUCUUUCACCAUUCAAAGAAGCUUUCCGAAGUUGAGGAGCCAAUUGAAGGUGUAGCCGCAGAGAGACGGCUCCCAAUGCCAUUAUUAGGUGCAGCCUUGGCCAUCGGUGUCCAUCUUGCUGCUAAGUGGGCUGGUAACCGGCAUUUGACAUGGAUGAUAGUAUGAGGUCGAAGAAUCUGUUUCACACAUUGUUUGUAAAGACAAAGUGAUCUUAUGUCAGUUUUAUAACGGAUGAUUUUACAUCCUGGUACUUUGUUGUCAUGGUUUUGGCCUUUUGAGUUGAGUAGCCUAUUUCCGCUCCGUUUUCGUUUUU
This is a messenger RNA of Theobroma cacao (cacao), 1338 nucleotides long. RefSeq names its product embryo defective 1923. NCBI's taxonomy places the organism in Eukaryota, Viridiplantae, Streptophyta, Magnoliopsida, Malvales, Malvaceae. The record is from RefSeq and is a predicted model, not a curated record.